UCAAAUCCAGGCAGUCCCAACCUGACCUCCAAGCACCAAGGAACCGCUGACUGGGAAACCGGGAGAGAGAAAUCACCAAAAAAGAAUUAACAAAAACUUUGUGUCAUUAUUUUUGGCCAGUGCUCACACUGUAGCCCCCUCCCCUCCUCCCUCCCCAUCACUUCCACACCGGUGUGUCGCGUCAUUUGGACUAUAUAUUUUUUCCUCGAGGACAUUCACGGGAAGAAGGAAAAAUCUGGUGCACCAUCACCACCUCCUUCUGUCCCACCCAUGUUGUAGUUUCUUGGUUCCAUUUUUCUUCCAGUUGCCUUGCACUGUGGGGAGAAGCUGAUCUGAAUCUCUGGGGUUGAGUUGUUGUGUUGUGUGCCUCUCUCAGAGCCUCAGAGCCCAGUUGGAUGCGCUGAGACAGCGGGGCCCAUCGCUGCAGUUCAGUAUAUGGAAGUUGUGAGCUGCAAGACAGAGGCAGGCAGUUGCAAGUUGCGUCCAGGACCGGGAGCCAUGCUUUUCCACGGGAUCUCCGGGGAUCACAUCCAAGGGAUCAUGGAGGAGAUGGAGAGAAGGUCGAAAACCGAGUCGCGUCUGACGAAGGGGAUGCAGUUGAACGGGAGAGAGUCGACCAUUACUUCCAUGAGCCCCGAGAAGCCUGCUCUGUGUGCCGGCUGUGGCGGCAAGAUUUCGGACAGAUACUACCUCCUGGCCGUGGACAAACAGUGGCACCUGCGGUGUCUCAAAUGCUGUGAAUGUAAACUAGCGCUGGAGUCAGAGCUAACGUGUUUUGCCAAGGAUGGGAGUAUCUAUUGCAAGGAGGACUACUACAGAAGGUUCUCCGUGCAGAGGUGCGCGCGCUGCCACCUCGGGAUAUCGGCCUCGGAGAUGGUGAUGCGGGCACGCGACUCCGUGUACCACCUGAGCUGCUUCACGUGCACCACCUGCAACAAGACGCUGAGCACAGGUGACCACUUCGGCAUGAAGGACAGCCUGGUGUACUGCCGGCUGCACUUCGAGACGCUGGUGCAGGGACCGGACUACCACCAGCAGCUCAACUUCGCCGAGCUGGCGGCCAAGGGCGGCGGCCUCACUCUGCCUUACUUCAACGGCACCGGGACAGCACAGAAGGGGAGGCCGCGCAAGAGGAAGAGCCCGGCCAUGGGGAUAGAUAUACCCAGCUACACCGGCUGUAACGAGAACGACACGGAUCACAUGGACCGGGACCAGCAGUCCUAUGCUCCGACACAGAAGACCAAACGCAUGCGGACGUCCUUCAAGCACCAUCAGCUGCGGACAAUGAAAUCCUACUUUGCCAUCAACCACAACCCAGAUGCCAAGGACUUAAAGCAGCUGGCCCAGAAAACAGGCCUCACUAAGAGAGUUCUACAGGUUUGGUUCCAAAACGCAAGAGCCAAAUUCAGAAGGAACGUUUUGCGACAGGAGAAUGGAGGUGUUGAUAAGGCUGAUGGCACCUCACUCCCUCCACCCUCAUCUGACAGUGGGGCAAUGAGCCCCCCCUCCAGCGCGGCCACACUAACAGACCUGACAAACCCCUCUAUCACUGUAGUGACCUCCGUCACCUCUAGUUUGGACAGCCAUGAUUCGGGGAGCCCUUCACAAACUACCUUGACAAAUCUUUUCUAACAAGCUAUCCCGAACAGACUGUUUUUUUUUUUAUCUGUUUUUAUUUUGUUUUUGUUUUAUUUCCUCAAUUUACAUUUUAUUUUUUUAAGUGACACCUUUAAAUCUACCAGAGACAGCUCCUUGGAUCUGAAAGUGCUGUACUGUGUACACAAACAAGAACAACAAGAGCAAGAACAGCAGCGACCACAUUAAAACACGAGGAAAUCAUUUUAAUGUGUAGCAUCUUAAACCGCAUGGCAGCCGUGUCUGUAGUUGACUUACAGUUUGCAGAGAUUGACUUUGGACGGGACAUUUUUGAAGUUGAAGGCAUUACAAAAUUGUUAUGGAUCUCACAAUUCAUCAAAAAAACUAAGAGCAACUAAACUUAAAGCGUGUCUGGAAAUCUUACUUGAUUUGACUUUAUUUGUACAUUUGUAAUGAAUUAUGAUAAAACAAGCCCUUCCUAAUUUAUGGUUAAUUGGUACAUUUUAAAAUACUAUGAAUAUUUUGCGCUGAGAAAUCCUGUAUAUGUAUGCACUGUUUUCGCACUAUCCAAUUUGAAGAUUUCUUUCUGUUUUGGCAUAAUUUGGGAAAUAAACUUGUAGAAUGUUCUGUUUAUGGGUAACUCCAGAAAACAGGCUUUAAUAUUUCCGAAUGUUUCAGUCUUAAUGACUGAGUUGGAUGGAAUCAGACAUGGAGAGAUCUCACACAGCUACAUGUAAAACGUCAAAAUUGCAUUAUAAGCGCCUAACCAACGCAGCUUAUAUGGCAGCUAGAUGCUGAAACCACAUUCAUUUUUGUUUUGGUUCACAAAUCUACUGUGAAAAAAGCUAAUCCCACAAUCUGUACAGUGGUAACUGUUCAACAUGUAAUGCAGUCCGUUUGAUAGAAGUGGUUUGAUAAUUUGAAAUCAGCAGGAGAAAUUGGGAUCAGAGAACAGUUUAUGCAUGCUGUUGCAAUCGAUUGUUUUCAUGACAGAGCACUUUUUCAGAUUUGUUAGCCUCUCAGAUUAACCGUAGUCAAAUGGAUAAAUCCUAGUAAACAUAUCCAUAGAUCCACAGCUAAACUCAAUUGCACAGUGACAAUAUACUGCCCAGUGAAAAGUGCAUUAUUGUUUUUAUCAUGUUGCUCAGGGUAACGAUGCGAUUUUAAAAGGGGAAAGGAGUAGGGGUGAGAAAUUAAGUGGUUGCGACGUUGCAGACUAGAUUUGUAGAGCUGACAUGAACAAUAAAAAUGACCUCAGAUAGGUGGAGUCGACCGAGGCAGCCAGUGGGAAAUCAUUGUCCAUGUGUUCUCCUUUUUGGCCAUAUUUAUACUUUCUUUUAUGACACUUGCCACUGAACAGACCAAAAACAUGUUUCUUCUGGCUGAAAGAAAGAGAGAAAAGAAAGACAGAGCAAAUCUUCAAUAGAGUUGAUACAUUUCAUUGUGGGCGUCACAAUUUGUUCUAUUGUAGAACAAAGUGGUUCUCUAGAUCUACUUCAUGAAGUAGAUGCCUAACUCAGUUCUGCUAUGUGCCUUACGCUAUAACUUGGGAGAAAGUUUGUGAUAUUCAGGAUAUAUGUGUUCUUUGUUAACUGAUUCACAUCCUUUUGACGCCUCACUAGUUUUGUACUGUUUUGCAUCUUAUUUCCGAAGAUCUUUUUAUGGUGUAUCCUGUUAAAAAGGGGGCAGCGAUGUCAUAGAAAGCAUUUGUGCACUCUUUCAGAUAUAGUUGGGUAAUCCAAGAACCUUAUAUAUUGAUCUUCGUGUUAAUAGUUGAGUACAGUAAGUGUUCUAUCAAGAUUGUCCAUGUUUCCCUGUUUCUUGAUAAAGAUGGUGUAUAGAAACUAUUUCCCCCUAAAUAUUUAUGGACCAAACGGUUGUUAUAUAUCUUAUUAAA
Molecule: messenger RNA, 3493 nt
Organism: Eleginops maclovinus (Patagonian blennie)
Lineage: Eukaryota; Metazoa; Chordata; Actinopteri; Perciformes; Eleginopidae
Gene: lhx9
Product: LIM homeobox 9
Exons: 5
Coding region: 436-1632 (398 amino acids)
Biological process (GO): neuron differentiation; regulation of transcription by RNA polymerase II
Cellular component (GO): nucleus
Molecular function (GO): RNA polymerase II transcription regulatory region sequence-specific DNA binding; DNA-binding transcription factor activity, RNA polymerase II-specific
Source: RefSeq, a predicted model, not a curated record